AUGGAACAGUGUAUGAUGAUGAGUUUGUCAGCCGAAAAUCCUUUCCCGGCUCAACAGUGGAUUGGCUUCGAUAAUUCCACCAACUACCCUGGGUUACCCACCCAAGAUGCAAAAGUAAAAUUGCAUCUACCCUCCUCUGAGGCUCCGACAAAAACGAAAUCAAAAACUGUUAAUGGUCCAACAGAAGAGGCAAAUCGUUCCAACGAGAGUCUUAAUACUUGCCUAAUAGAACCACCGGAAAGUUUUAAGAAUGACGCUCAACCCAAAGGCGAAGACUUAGAAUCCACACCUCCACAAAUGCCUCCACUUAAGCUGCAAGUCGCCUGUGAAAAACUUAUGGGUGACGGUCGACCUGCGGGAAUUUCAUCCUGCUGGAAUGAGGUCUCCACCUGGAAUACUCACGCUACUGGCAUUACCUGA
Dibothriocephalus latus is the source of this 420-nucleotide messenger RNA. The record is from the annotation of a GenBank genome assembly. Lineage: Eukaryota; Metazoa; Platyhelminthes; Cestoda; Diphyllobothriidea; Diphyllobothriidae.